GUUCUAUACACACGCGCGGGUGCCGUCGCGAUGCCGUCAUCCAUCUACAUGUUUGGGAGCACUUCACGGGUUGACGACAAGGGAGGGAUGGUCUUGGAGCCCCACGCCGUGUCGGGCGAAGUGCGCCGGUCUGUACAUGGGUUGAUUCCGACCGGCAAGUCCAUGGCAUGGCAUUUUGAACCGAAUGGGUUGUGCUCGUUUCGUCAAAUCACGCGCGCCGAGCUGUUCAAGAUGAUCCGAGUCGCGUCGUCGUCAGGGACCGCGCCAAGACAGCGCAGCACUCGUCGAUCCCAUCUCGCAACGAUUCCGGCCAUUCAAAAGCGCGAUAUUCGACAACUCGACCAAGCGUACGUGGAGUCGCACGACCCGACCAUCGUCGUCCGGGACCAAUCCAUCUUGAUCCACGUUGAUACGAUUCGUGCGGUCGUCCUGCGCGACGCGUGCAUCGUGUUCGACGGCCCCCAUGACACAAUCGCCCUCGUCAAGGCAAAAUUUCGAGAAGUCAUGGGGGAGAAUCCCUCGGCACCGUUUGAGCUCUCGUCGUUUGAAGUUCUCUUGUCGACGCUCACUGCCCUCUACGCCAAGGCGUUUGACGCACUGCGGCCGGCGGCCGACGCAGCGCUCCGCGAAGUCGCCAACAUUGAACGUCCCCGCGGCGAAUUCGAGCAAGUUAAAGCGAUUCAAACGUCGUUGGCGGUAUUGGAAUGCAACGUGGUCAACAUGCGCCAGUUGCUCAUGUCGUUGCUCGACAACGACGACGACUUGCACAUGUUGUACCUGACCAAAGUGCACGACAACCCGUCGCUGCUUCAAGGCGACAUGACCUUUGACGUGGACGAAGUUGUGGCCAUUCUCGAAGCUCAGUUGCAAGACAUGUACGGGAUCGUGUCGCACAUUUCACUCAUGAUCUCCAACAUCCAGCACACCGCCCGCGUCGUGGACCUCAUGUGGACGUCCAAGCGCAAUUACCUCCUUCUCAUCGACAUGUCACUGCGAGUGAUGCUCAUGCUCAUGUACUGCACCAACUACUGGACGGGCGCGUUCGGCCAGAACCUCAAGUCGAACGUCGAGGAGAACGAGGGAUUGUUUUGGGGCACGUCGUUGGUCUGCACGGCAUGGACGUUUGGUGCGUACGGCGUCGUGUGCAAGGUGUUUCUCGCUCGAGGGCUGAGUCUGUCGUGGCACAAGCGAGUUUAAAUCGCAUAAGUUGAAUGGGUCGCUAGCCACGGGUACGACGUGCACGGGGGACCUGGCCAUUAUUGUCAGUACUUCCACGACAUGUUGAUGCCUUGGUGCUGGAGGAACUUGACGACGACAUGGUACCCCACAAUCACAAAGACCAGACAAACCCCAAACACGAUCCAAAAGAUGUAGUCGGUGUCUUGGAUGUGCGAGUUCAAGUUCAUCCCGAACGCCCCCACGACGAACGUUGGCAUGGCCAUGAGUGUCCCCAUCAACGUCAGACUCAAGUCAACGCUCAGCAAAAAGUUGCGCUUCGCAUCGAGCUUGAGCAUCACGAUGCUC
This is a messenger RNA of Aphanomyces invadans, 1524 nucleotides long. RefSeq lists its product as hypothetical. Gene Ontology annotation, molecular function: magnesium ion transmembrane transporter activity. The record is from RefSeq and is a predicted model, not a curated record. Gene Ontology annotation, biological process: magnesium ion transport. Bases 31 to 1197 code for a protein of 388 amino acids. Lineage: Eukaryota; Oomycota; Saprolegniomycetes; Saprolegniales; Verrucalvaceae. The transcript is spliced from 8 exons.